AUGCCUCCGCUUCCCCGCAAGUACGAAGCCGACAUCACCGCCAAUCACCUCCUUACUCUGCUUAUUACAAAACGGAAGAUCUGCCUCUUCGAAGCGAGUACCGGUGACGAAGUCAUAAGCAGGGAACAAUAUAUCACCGAACACAUCGAAACGGCACGUCUGCUCUACCAUUCAAAUCUCAGUCAUUCUGGAGUGCCUGUUCACCCACUUCAAUUCCAGAGAUAUAUGAGAUCGCUCGGAGUGGACAACGAUUGCCAUGUAGUCAUUUACGACCGUGGUCAGAUGAUCUGGAGUACAUAUGCGGCGUGGAUAUUCAAGUUGUUCGGACAUCGCAGAGUCUCGAUACUCAGUGGUGGCUUUCUCGCAUGGAAAGCUCAACAAGCAAGAUCGUCACAGUACCGUACUGACAGCGGCGAUGAUUUAGAUAGAGCACAAGGCAAUUUACUCUCAUCAUGGAACCAAUCCUUGGUGAUUACAUUUGAUGAUGUUCUUCUUAACACAGAGCUGCGCACAUUCGAUGUGGUCGACGCCCAGACUAAAGAGGAAUACAAUGGCGAAGCCUCUGGAGCUCUCUACGGACACAUUCGUGGAGCGGUGAAUAUUCCAGUCGAUGCAAUGUAUGACUGGAAAUCGAACAAAUGGCGAUCCACGAGCGAAAUCCAGCAAGUUUUCCUUGCAGCUGGUCUUUCACGAAGCAAACCUGUGGUUGUAUACUGCUCCACAUCAUUGCGAUCAUCGUUGAUUUGGUGGUCCUUGAAACGUCUCGACUACGAUGCUCGCAUCUACUUUGGUGGUUGGCCAGAAUGGGUGGUACGAGCUCCGGAUGAUUUGAAAGUACUUGGCAACAUUGGCAACCAUUAG
Haemonchus placei is the source of this 861-nucleotide messenger RNA. NCBI's taxonomy places the organism in Eukaryota, Metazoa, Nematoda, Chromadorea, Rhabditida, Trichostrongylidae. The record is from the annotation of a GenBank genome assembly.